Molecule: messenger RNA, 650 nt
Organism: Paramecium octaurelia
Lineage: Eukaryota; Ciliophora; Oligohymenophorea; Peniculida; Parameciidae
Source: the annotation of a GenBank genome assembly
AUGAGCAGCAAGCUAAGUUAAUAAUAAACAUCUCAAAAACCUAUUAGACAUCCUCCUCUACCAAGAGUAAAACCAACAGAACAAUAAGAUGAACAACCACAACAAGUCAAUGUCUUUGACCCAUAAAAAUAUGUUAAGCCUGGACUCAGUAAGGAGGAUGUCAUCAAAAUAAAAGAGUGUUUUGAUAUUUUUGAUGAUGAUAAGAGUGGUGCUAUCUCGUAACAAUUUUGACAUAUUAUCUCUCUAUAGACCGAAUGAAUUGAAAAAUGCCAUUGUGGCUUUAGGUAUGGAACAGAGCAUUGAGGAUAUCGUCAAUAUGAUUCAAGAUCUCGAUCAGGAUGGAUCAAGACAAGUUGAUUUUGAAGAGUUUUUGUAGAUAUUCGGAUUUUAAGGGUAUUUGUGAUUUAAUCUGAAGUUCGAUUGAGGAUGAAGAAGUAUUGACAGAUUUGUACAAAUAAUUUGAUUCAUCAAAAGAAGGGAAAAUUACUUAUGAAGAUUUCAAAAGAAUAAAUGAAUUGGUUUCUGAAAGGUACACUGAUUAGGAAUUAAGAGAAAUGGUUUAGUUUGCAGAUUUAAACAACGAUGGUGCAUUGAGUUGGGAUGAAUUCAAAAUUGUUAUUCAGAAAGAGAAUUCGAAUAAUAAAAAAUGA